Effrenium voratum is the source of this 2970-nucleotide messenger RNA. The record is from the annotation of a GenBank genome assembly. Lineage: Eukaryota; Dinophyceae; Suessiales; Symbiodiniaceae.
AUGUCGGAUGCGGAAGCAAUCAUGGAACUUGGUGGCAAGGACUUCGAGGUCGCCCGGUGGAUGACGUCCUUCGCCUGGCCCUACGAAGACGGCUCGGCGGAGGCUUUCCUGAAAACCGUCGUCGGCAAGAACCCUCUGGAAACCGAGGCGGUGUUCGCGAUCACGCUUGGUGGCAUUUUCAUAGGGAUCGCGGCGGUCGAAGCGCCGGGUGAUCUGGCGGAUCUGUCGGAUCAUCCCACCAUCGGGUACUGGAUCGGCCGGGCGUUCCAGGGGCACGGUUAUGCCAGCGAAGCGGUGGAAGCGAUCAUCGACUGGGCGUUUUCCGCAUAUGGAACCGACGCCAUAGCGGCCCGCGCCUUUGAGGACAACUUCCGCUCCAGGGGCCUUCUGCGCAAGCUCGGGUUCAAGCCCUACAGCAUCACCGAACGGUUCUCCAAGGCGCUUGACAGAAGGGUCUCCAACGUUGUCGUGCGCGCGGAAGGAAGCCGCAUGAGCAAGCCGGUCAUCAGGACAAGCCGACUGGUUCUCCGGGCGCCGAACCCGGAGGAUCUUGACCGGUGUGCUGUUCUUCUCGGCGACUAUGAAGUUGCCAAGAUGUUGUCGCGCGUACCGUACCCUUAUGAUCUCGAACUGGGGCGGCAGCAUCUGGCAAGAUCCGUGAAACGUUGGGAAUACAUCGUGGACGCGGAUGAACUCGGCUUUCACAUUGACCAUGAAGGCGAUUUGAUCGGAGGUGUCGGCUUCAAAAAGUUGCAGGAGACACCGGAGAUCGGCUAUUGGCUGGGGCGCCCUUAUUGGGGCAAGGGGUUCAUGAGCGAGGCUCUGGAUGCAGCUAUCGGCUGGAUGUUCGAAAACACCGGACACGAACGGCUGGCCUGUGAAGCCAUGACGGAGAACCAGGCCUCGAUCAAGGCCAAGGUCUACGUCCGUUCCGGCAAUGGUGGCGCCGGCUGUGUAUCGUUCCGGCGCGAGAAAUACAUCGAAUAUGGCGGUCCGGACGGUGGCGACGGCGGCAAGGGCGGUAACGUGAUCGUUGAAUGUGUCGAUGGCCUGAACACGCUGAUCGAUUACCGCUACAAGCAGCACUUCAAGGCCGAAACCGGCAUUCACGGCAUGGGGCGCAAUCGCACCGGAGCCCACGGCAAGGACGUCGUGCUGAAGGUUCCGGUCGGGACGCAGAUACUCGAAGAAGACAACGAGACGCUGAUUGCAGAUCUGACGGAACUCGGGCAACAGGUUCAUCUUCUGAAGGGCGGGAAUGGCGGCUUUGGCAACGCGCAUUUCAAAUCGUCGGUCAACCAGGCACCGCGCCGGGCCAACCCGGGCCUGGAAGGCGAGGAAAAGUGGAUCUGGUUGCGGCUGAAACUGAUCGCCGAUGCCGGGCUGGUCGGCUUGCCGAAUGCUGGCAAGUCGACAUUCCUGUCCAAGGUAUCGGCCGCCAAGCCGAAGAUUGCCGAUUAUCCCUUCACGACGAUCCAUCCCAAUCUCGGGAUCGUUCAGAUCGAUGGCAACAGCUUUGCCAUGGCGGACAUUCCGGGUCUGAUCGAAGGGGCUCACGAGGGAACCGGACUUGGCGACAGGUUUCUUGGUCACGUGGAGCGGACGCGUGUGCUUCUGCACCUGGUGGACGGUUCCGGGUUGGAGGAUCCGGGCGAAUCCUACAAGGUGGUGCGCGGCGAAUUGGAGGCCUAUGGCGGCGGGCUCGCCGAGAAGCCGGAAAUCGUCGCACUUUCGAAGUGUGACGCCCUGACGGAAGACCUGAUCGCCGAAAGGUCGGCAAGCCUGGAGGCAUCCUGUGGUCAGAAACCGUUGAUCCUGUCCUCGGCAAGCGGCCUGAACGUGGACCGGGCAUUGCGCAUGAUCGUGCGCGCGAUCGACAAGGACAAGGAGGAUGCCGCCAAUCAGGGAGAGUUGAAGCGUGACUGGCUGGAGGCUCUUGUUUCCGACAUCGUGCGGCUAACGACCGAAGGCGCCGACAUCCUGAUCGUGUCGUCCGGCUCGAUCGCCCUUGGAAGGGGCACACUUGGUCUGCCGAACGGACCACUGAAACUGGAAGAAAGCCAGGCGGCGGCGGCUGCAGGACAGAUUGCACUGGCGCAGGCCUAUGCCGGGGCGCUCGGCAGGCACGGAAGAAAAGCAGGCCAGAUCCUGCUCACGCUGGGAGAUACGGAGGAACGGAGGCGUUAUCUCAAUGCCCGGGCAACCAUCGGAACCCUUUUGAAGAUGGGCGCCGUACCGAUCAUCAAUGAGAACGAUUCCGUCGCCACGUCCGAGAUCCGCUACGGUGACAAUGACCGCCUGGCCGCCCGUGUCGCGACCAUGGCGAGUGCCGACUGCCUGGUGCUGCUGUCGGAUAUCGACGGGCUCUACACCGCGCCACCUGCGCAAAACCCGGAUGCCGUCUUCCUGCCUGAAGUUUCACGCAUAACUGCGGAAAUUGAAGAGAUGGCCGGAAGCGCCGGAUCAGAACUGUCCCGUGGCGGUAUGAAAACCAAGAUUGAUGCAGGCAGGAUCGCAACAGCCGCCGGAACUUCCAUGGUCAUCACCUCGGGCAAGGAAUUGCAUCCGCUGUCGCGUCUGACAGAAAGCGGGCGGGGAACAUGGUUUCCGGCACUCGCGACCCCGGCAAGCGCGCGCAAGGCGUGGAUCGGCGGUCAUCUGGAAACGCGCGGUGACGUUACACUGGAUGAAGGAGCGGUCAGGGCAAUGAAGUCCGGCAAGAGCUUGCUGCCGGCAGGUGUCAUUUCUGUCUCCGGUACGUUCUCUCGUGGUGAUGCCGUUGUCCUCCUCCGUCCGGACGGAAGAACGAUCGGACGUGGUCUCAUCGCCUAUGACGUCGACGAGGCCAGAUUGAUCGCCGGCCGCAACAGCCGCGAAAUCGAGGCGAUUGUCGGCUAUCCGGGCCGGGCGGAAAUGAUCCACCGGGAUGAUCUGGUGCUUGAGGAUGCGUUUUUGAACGGAACACGUUAA